GCGGCAACGACGACGACAAUGACGGAGGAUGAAGGCCCGAGACCGGGCCCGGGCCCCGCGCCCCCCGAGGCCGCGUUGUUGGCUCUCGUCGCCAUCGGUGUCGUCCAUCUGCUGACGGCGCUCUCGGGGCUGUGGUCCGUGCACGCUCACUGCGCCCUCACCUGCGUCCGGGAACCUUGUCCUAAGAAAGCCACAUUGGCUAAAGUUGUGCCAACCCCAAAUAACGGAUCAGUAGAAUUAGUGCCACUCCACAGAGACCAGGGUGAAGAUGGGCAGGAGGCUCUUUCCUUUGAGUUUCAGAAAAUCAAAUACUCGUAUGAGAUAGACGGCAAGAAACAGUUUCUUCCUGUAGCUUUUCCUGUGGAACAUCCCCUUUGUUACUACCAGAAUGCCAGAGGCUAUCAGGAGGACAAAGAUAUCCGAGCAGCUGAGAAGAAAUAUGGUACAAACAAGGCUGAGAUGGUGGUACCAGAAUUCUUGGAACUCUUUAAAGAAAGAGCUACGGCUCCGUUCUUUGUCUUUCAGGUGUUCUGUGUGGGUUUGUGGUGCCUGGAUGAAUACUGGUAUUACAGUAUUUUCACCCUCUCCAUGUUGGUCGCGUUUGAAGCUUCUCUGGUCCAGCAGCAAAUGAGGAACAUGUCGGAGAUUCGAAAAAUGGGGAACAAGCCAUAUAUGAUCCAGGUUUACAGAAACCGCAAGUGGCGCCCCAUUUCCAGUGAUGAGAUUAUUCCAGGGGAUAUCGUUUCCAUUGGCCGAUCUCCUCAUGAAAAUCUAGUGCCAUGUGAUGUGCUGCUGUUACGUGGAAGGUGUAUUGUGGAUGAAGCCAUGCUGACUGGAGAGUCUGUGCCACAGAUGAAGGAGCCCGUGGAGGAUCUCAGUCCCGAGCACGUCUUGGACAUGCAGACUGACUCCCGGUUACACAUCAUCUUUGGGGGAACCAAAGUGGUGCAGCACAUCCCGCCCCAGAAAGCCAGCACGGGACUGAAACCUGUGGAUAACGGGUGUGUGGCGUAUGCUCUGAGAACUGGCUUCAACACCUCCCAGGGGAAAUUGCUACGUACAAUCCUCUUUGGGGUGAAGAGAGUGACAGCCAAUAACUUAGAGACCUUCAUUUUCAUCCUGUUCCUGCUGGUCUUUGCCAUUGCUGCUGCAGCAUACGUCUGGAUCGAAGGCACGAAGGAUCCCAGCAGGAACCGUUACAAGCUCUUCCUGGAAUGUACCUUAAUACUGACUUCAGUUGUUCCACCUGAACUUCCCAUCGAGCUCUCACUGGCUGUCAACACCUCCCUCAUUGCUUUGGCCAAGCUCUAUGUGUACUGUACGGAGCCCUUCCGCAUCCCCUUUGCAGGCAAAGUUCAAGUUUGCUGUUUUGACAAAACCGGCACGUUAACCAGCGACCACCUUGUCGUGAGAGGAGUAGCUGGGCUCAGGGAUGGGAAGGAAGUGACACCCGUGUCUGACAUUCCUGUAGAGACGCACCGAGCGAUCGCCACGUGCCACUCGCUUGUGCAGGUGGAUGACGGGACGCUGGUGGGUGACCCCCUGGAGAAGGCAAUGCUGACAGCUGUGGACUGGACCCUGACCAAAGAUGAGAAAGUUUUCCCCAGAAGUAUUAAAACUCAGGGACUGAAAAUUCACCAGCGCUUUCAUUUUGCCAGUGCCCUGAAAAGAAUGUCUGUCUUGGCGUCGUAUGAGAAGAUCGGCUCGACUGAUCUCUGUUACAUUGCAGCUGUGAAAGGGGCCCCAGAGACGCUGCACAAAAUGUUGUCUCAGUGCCCAAGCAACUAUCAUGCUGUCCACACGGAAAUUUCACACGAGGGGGCAAGAGUGCUGGCCCUGGGCUACAAAGAACUGGGGCACCUCACUCACCAGCAGGUGCGAGAGAUGAAGCGUGAAGCUUUGGAGUGUGAUCUUAAAUUUGUUGGAUUUAUUGUGGUUUCCUGUCCUCUCAAAGCUGACUCCAAAUCUGUCAUCAGGGAGAUCCAGAAUGCUUCACACCACGUAGUGAUGAUAACAGGUGACAGUCCUCUCACUGCCUGCCACGUGGCCCGGGAGCUGCACUUCCUCCAGAGAGAGCACACCCUCAUUCUGCAGCCUCCUGUGAGCAAAGGCUGCAGCUGGCAGUGGCAGUCGAUCGCUGGCGCUGUGGUGCUGCCAGACUCACCAGCCUCCUUGCGAGAGCUGACGCAGCGCUACGACCUGUGCGUGACCGGGGAAGGGCUCUCUCACCUACAGGCUGCCAAUAGGCAGCAGCUGCUGAAGCUCAUUCCCCACAUCCAGGUGUUUGCCAGAGUGGUGCCGAAGCAGAAGGAGUUUGUCAUCACCACGUUGAAGAGCCUGGGCUAUGUCACGCUGAUGUGUGGGGAUGGGACCAACGACGUUGGGGCUCUGAAACACGCAGAUGUGGGUGAGUCUGCACGCAGGGCUCACGCCUGUGCCUCUGUCUUGAGUUUGGCUGGUGUUCUGAAACGCAAACCCAGUGUUUCUCAGUGGAAUUCUUGUGGCUAUUUCCUGAGAAAAACAAAUAGUGGUUGGAUUCUGCUGGAAAACUGGUUAAAACUCAAGUCUAUGAUUUUUCUCCCUCAGCCUCUGAAGACGCUUUCCAAGGAGCGCCCACUGCCCAACAUCUUUAACCUCUACACGGUGCUGACGGUGCUGCUGCAGUUCCUGGUGCAUUUCCUCAGCCUCGUGUACCUGUACCGUGGGGCCCAGGCACGCAGCGACUCCAAGCAGGAGGAGUUUGUGGAUCUGUACAAGGAGUUUGAGCCCAGCCUUGUGAACAGCACCGUCUACAUCAUGUCGAUGGCAAUGCAGAUGGCCACCUUUGUCAUCAACUACAAGGGCCAUCCUUUUAUGGAGAGUCUACGGGAGAACAAGCCCUUGCUGUGGAGCAUCAUCCUCUCAGGCCUGGCCAUCGGGGGCCUUCUCACAAGUUCUUCACCGGAAUUCAACGAACAGUUUGGCUUGGUCGAAAUCCCCACUGAGUUCAAGAUGGUGAUCACGGAAGUGUUGCUGGCUGACUUCUUCCUCGCCUUGUUAGUGGACCGAGUUCUUCAGUUUCUGCUGGGCAGUGCAAAACUUAAAGUGCCUUCCUGAAAUGGAGCGCAAGGUCCUGGCCCCCGGCAGCGCUACACGAAGGACAGGCCCUGGCGCCACGUUCCACCAUCACAAGAACCAUCCUUAAUUCUUCUGACAGUAACUCUGAUCCCGUUCCAAAACGGGCGUGGGGAAGCUUUCUUCCAAACAUGUGGAAAUCACCUCUGUGAAACAAGACCUGACUUUUUAAUGUUUCCAGGAUGUACCACCAACCGACGGGAGUUUUGUACUGCCCUCACGUUUCAGGAAACGUUUACAGAAUUUGGUAACUAAAAUCAGAAUCGAUGUAUUUUGAAAGGUGUUUGGAACUUCCUUUGUGGGGCUGAAAGUAUUGUUCGUUGUUUGGAAUAGACAGUGGGACCAAGGGUAGGAGUAAGAACAGCAACACCCAAGAGGUGAGGCUGAUGGGGGAAGUUCCUACACCCCAAAAACACCCUCGCAGGAGGUUACACUCACAAUAAAGA
Messenger RNA from Athene cunicularia (burrowing owl), 3560 nucleotides. It is a transcript of the gene ATP13A1, whose product is annotated as ATPase 13A1. The coding region runs from base 19 to 3096 and encodes 1025 amino acids. Gene Ontology annotation, biological process: extraction of mislocalized protein from ER membrane; intracellular calcium ion homeostasis. Gene Ontology annotation, cellular component: endoplasmic reticulum membrane. The record is from RefSeq and is a predicted model, not a curated record. The transcript is spliced from 23 exons. NCBI's taxonomy places the organism in Eukaryota, Metazoa, Chordata, Aves, Strigiformes, Strigidae. Gene Ontology annotation, molecular function: ATP binding; ATP hydrolysis activity; membrane protein dislocase activity.